AGGGGAAAGCAGGGGAGAUACCCACAGGUUGCAACAGCUUACUUCUCACUUCACAACGGUUUUCUGUUUAAUUUCUUUACACGUGCACGUGGUGACUCCUUUACACGUGAUGGUAAUGGCUGGUACAGCGCCACUAUGCUGGUGACCCUCAGCACGUCGGCCUUCGCGAUGGUUCUGGAAAUGUUCGGCAUCUCCGUCGUGGUGUCGGGCGCCACUUGUGACUUUAACCUGGGCCUCACAGAAACCAGCAUCCUUCUCUCCAUGCCGUUUGUCGGUCCUAUCGUGAUGGCGUUCGGCUGGGGAUACAUCUCAGACACAUACGGGCGCAGGAGAAGCUUGCGCAUUGCUCUAUGGGUGAGCUUCGCGGUGUCUGCCAUCAGCUCCUUUUCGCCCCACUGGAUCCUCUUAGCCGUCUUGAAGUUCAUCAGUACGAGUUUUUGCAGCUGCGCCCAGUCCGCAGCCUACACCAUGCUGGGUGAGUGCAGUACGGAGAACAGUCGCGACGCCUACAUCCUCGUCAUGACCAGUGUGCUAGACUUUAGUCUAGCUCUCUACGUCACUAUUUCUUAUUUCACCGUGAACCUGGAUUUCGCCUAUGAUCUGGGAUUAAUUACCUUCACACCCUGGCGUCUGCUGAACUUGGUGUUGUCAAUUCCUCUGGGCUUGGGAGCGUUGGGAACGUACUUCUACUACGAAAGCCCGAAGUUCCUGGUAAAUAUUGGAAGAAGUGAUGAAGCUUUGGAUAUCUUGAGGAAUAUUUGGAGUCGUAAUGGGGGACGUGGAAAGUAUCCGGUAAGCAAAGUGUAUCUGGAAGAGGAAGGGAACUCAAAAUCAAAGGAUUUGUCGUUCCUGCGCUCGUUGUGGGAUCAAAUAAUUCCCCUGUUUAAACCUCCUCUCCUCUACCGAAGUUUACAGCUUUACUUUUUGACUGCUGUGGUGUUUAGUACUAACAACAGCUACUACAUCUGGUUUCCGUUUCUGGCGGAAAAAUUCGCUUCUAGUCUCUCGUCAACAGACGGCAACUCAACUGUGGAACAGGUCAACGGCCUGUGCAGCAUUAUCGUCAGCGAGCAUCAGGCUGCCGUCAGUGGUGCAACCUGCUCAAGUACCGUGGACCUCAGCUUGGUCUGGUCCAGCCUCGCACAAGGAGCGAGCUUCAUGAUUAUCCUAUUGCUGAUCUCUAAGAUAGCGUAUCGCAAGAAGUUAUUGAUGAUUAUCAUUCUCUCGAUAUCUGGCUUCUCGACCCUGGGCGCGGUGGUCAUCAAUGACAGCAUCACCAGUUUUAUCAUGUACUUCGGGCUGCUAUUCAAUGAAUUGUGUAUGGGAUUCAUUUUCUCGUAUUUUGUGGAUCUGUACCCUACUUCGUAUAGAGGCACAGCAGCGUGCGUGGGUGUGAUGGUGGCUCGGACCGGUGCCCUCGGUGGCGUGAACUUCCUCGGCGCCUUCAUGAUUUCCCACUGCACCGUCACCUUCUAUGGCAGCUUCGCGUUAAUAAUUAGUGCUGUGGCGGUGUCAUUCUUGUUGCCGCCAGAUAAAUCGCUAAAUAAAACUGUUAGUACAUAAA
This is a messenger RNA of Manduca sexta (tobacco hornworm), 1564 nucleotides long. Its product is annotated as synaptic vesicle 2-related protein. The transcript has 10 exons. The record is from RefSeq and is a predicted model, not a curated record. Gene Ontology annotation, biological process: transmembrane transport. The annotation marks the transcript as partial. Gene Ontology annotation, molecular function: transmembrane transporter activity. Lineage: Eukaryota; Metazoa; Arthropoda; Insecta; Lepidoptera; Sphingidae.